This is a messenger RNA of Paramuricea clavata, 6273 nucleotides long. The record is from the annotation of a GenBank genome assembly. NCBI's taxonomy places the organism in Eukaryota, Metazoa, Cnidaria, Anthozoa, Malacalcyonacea, Plexauridae.
ACAGGGUAGUUUGUUCAGGAGUCUCGCAUUGCGGUAUAAGUGACCAUAGCCUAAUCUAUGUCUACCGCAAAUUAUCUUUAAAUACUGUAUCUAGUAAAGGAAAUAACUACAUUACCUAUAGAAAUUUUAAGAAGUUUAAUCGAGAAAACUUCCGUAGUGAUAUUUCAUCUCAAGACUGGAGUUACAAUUUAUCUAACACUCAAGACCCUAAUCUAAUGUGGGCUGAAUGGAAAAGUAAAUUUUUAACUAUAGCAGAUAAACAUGCUCCAAUACGUACUAAGCGUAUUCGAUUGAAGAACUCUCCAUGGAUAACAUCUGAUUUAAAAAAACGUAUGCAUGAUCGUGACAUAGCCAAAAUAAAAGCUAUACACUCUACUGUCCCUGGUGAUUGGGACAAUUUUAGAAGAUUACGAAAUGUUGUAAAUAAGGAAAUUAAACUCGCUAAAGAGUCUUAUUAUAAAAAUGCAUUUAUGCAGCACAGUGGCAAUUCUCGAAAGACAUGGCAGAUUGUCAAUGACCUGACCUCGCGUAAAUCAAAAAGAACAUCUGUCAGGGAAUUAAAUUUGAAUGGUAAUUUUAUAUCUAACCCAUCAGAUUUAUCUAAUGCAUUUAAUGAGCAUUUUUCGACAAUAGGACCUAAACUUGCUAGUGAAAUUCCAGUAAGCAGUAGUCAUACGAGUUACACUGAUUAUCUCAUUAACACUGACAAAAGGUUUCAAUUCACGCAAACUAACAAUGAUCAAGUAUUUUCAGUGUUAAGCAAACUAUGCAAAUCAAAAGCAACCGGUCUUGAUCAGAUCUCAGCCAGACUUGUUCGAGAAUGUGCUGAUCUUAUUUCUAGUUCCAUAACCAAUAUUUUUAAUCUUUCAUUAUUAUUGGGUACAUUUCCUGAAGAUUGGAAAUGUGCCAAAGUUACUCCAAUCUUUAAACAAGGUACACGGAAUGAAAUGAAUAACUACCGCCCAAUUUCUGUGAUUUCAGUAAUGGCUAAGGCCUUUGAACGAAUAAUCUAUAAUCAACUUUAUGCAUACAUGUUAGAACAUGAUUUGCUAUCCGAACACCAGUCGGGGUUUCGUUCUUUGCAUUCAACGGCUACGGCUUUACUUGAGGCCACUGAUAGUUGGGCUUACAAUAUUGACCGCGGCAAUAUUAAUGCCGUGGUAUUUCUAGACCUGAAAAAGGCUUUCGAUACGGUCAACCAUGAGAUCUUGUUGUCUAAACUCAGAAACUAUGGAAUUCACGGAGUUGCCUACAAAUGGUUUAAGUCAUAUUUGGAAGACCGUAGGCAGAAAUGUUUUGUUAACGGGUCACUUUCAAAAAAAUGUAGUCUUAAGUGUGGAAUUCCUCAAGGAACGAUCCUAGGACCGCUCCUGUUUCUGGUAUUUAUUAAUGAUUUACCAAAUUGUUUAUCUAAUUCUCAUCCCAGAAUGUAUGCAGAUGACACUAAUCUUACAUAUUCUGGUAGCGAUACAAACACUAUUCAAUUUCAUCUUAACGAAGACUUGGAAAACAUUAAUGAAUGGUUAAUAUCAAAUAAACUUACUUUAAAUAUGACUAAAACUGAGUACAUGUUAAUUGGGUCGAGACAACGUUUAAGUACUCUUUCUGACAAUCCUUCUUUUGAAAUAAAUGGAAUUCCUUUAGAUCGAGUUUCGACAACAAAAUCACUUGGUGUCUUAUUAGACGAAAAUCUUACUUGGAGUAGUCAUAUCAAUAAAAUGACAAAACGAAUUGCUUCUGGUAUCGGUGCUAUUAAGCGGUUAAGGUCAUUUGUUUCAUUGGAAACAUUGCAUGUUAUUUACCAAGCUCUAAUACAACCACAUUUUGAUUAUUGUAAUGUCGUGUGGGGAAAUUGUGGGAAAACUUUAUCUAACAAACUUCAAAAACUUCAAAACCGUGCAAUGCGGGUGUUGACCUUUUCCAACUUUGACGCCGAUGCCAAUAGCUUAUUGGAAAAGCUAGGGUGGGAUGAUCUAAACCAACAACGCCAAUUUCAAAAAGCAUUGAUGGUUUUCAAAUCUUUAAAUAACCUUGCACCCGAAUAUCUAUGUUCUAAAUUUACUAAUCGCAAUAAUGUAACUUCUUAUAUACUUCGAGACUCCGUGAACAAACUUGCUGCUCCUUUACCCCGCACCAAUUAUCUUAAAAAUAGCUUUAGCUAUAGUGGUGCAGUGUUAUGGAACAGCUUACCUAGCAAUAUAAGACAAGCGGAAUCUCUUACUGAAUUUCGACAAUUGUUGAAACAUCAUAUUCGAUAGACACGGCAUUCAUGGAAAACAGGUAUAAAUAUUAAUGUAACAUAGGCGUGAAAAAUUUUUUAAACUUAUUAAUGUAUAGAUAACUUUUUUGUAAACCUGAUGAAGCUACCGUGCUUAAAUAAAGAUUUGACUGACUGACUGACUGACUGACUGACUGACUGACUGACUGACUGACUGACUGACUGACUGUACGGAGACCGGAUAGAAUCACUAUCCAAGUGGACAGCGCUAUCCGGCCUUCGUAGUUCGUACAACCAGCCUCAGGAGCCGCUUGUAUAAUAUAAUAAAAUGGAAUUAAAAUUAACUGCAGUUAAUGCGAACGUUAACCAAUCAAAAUUGCGUAUUUUAGAGUUAACUACAAAAUAGUGAUAGAAAAAGUAGUUAAGAAUUUUAUUUAACCGGCCCCUAAUUCAACGAAUUAAAUUUGUCGUUUAAAACAGGCCUAGGAGUUGCUUAAUACGCGCAUGUACUCGUAAAUUUCAAGUUCUUAUAGACCUUUAUGGCGCAAGGUAAACUAAUUGACAAUCCAUCUAAUGACGUCGUAUCCAGCAGCUUUAACAGUAAAAUGUUGAUCAAGAUGAGAUUUUAUAACCAUAAAAAUAUAAAAUAGUUUAUGUUUUCACUCGCUACUCUGGUUUAUAUAAAUGAAUACAAAGCCAAGUCGAAUUGUAACCAAGACUCAACGUUUCGACACUCCAGUCUAGUGUCUUCAUCAGGCAGUGCAUUUUUUAAGGAUUUUUUAGUGGUGGGGCAAAACUGCCAAAAGGCCCAUUUUCCUUGCCCCCUCCCCCAGGAUAGUAUGCGAUCGCCGAGUACCGUAGGCACGAGGUAGCUAGGGGGAUCUAGGGGCAUGCCCUUUUAAAAUUUGGGUCUCUGAAAUAGCAUUUCCUGCAUUCUGAGAACACAUUAAAAAAAUAUCUCAGCUUCUCAAAACUCAGGCAACCCAAUCUCGCAAGGGUCAGUAUAAUAAAUAUUGUAAAAAUAUGUCAUAAAAUAUAAAAUGAGAUUGACUUGCCCACUUGAUAGUGUGUAUUCUCCUUUUAUUGCUCUUUUGUUGGACUAAUAUUUUCCAAAGUUUCGGAAAAUAUUAGUCCAACAAAAAAAUAAUAAAAGGAGAAUACACACUAUCAAAUAGGCAAGUCAAUUUCAUUUAAAAAUUUAUAUUUUAAGACAUAUUUUUACAAUAAUAUACAUUACUAUACUCACCCUUGCGAGAUUGGGCCACCUGUGCUAAAAACAAAGUUUUAAUGGUGAAAUUUGUAAUAAAUAAUAGUUUUUAAUCAGUGUCACUCAAAUAGUUUAGCUUCUUUCCUUCCUAUCCAACUGGGAUUAGAUAAUUUGCCGACUACCUGACGACUGGGGGUGUUCCAACAUCCACACCCAUCCACACCCAUCCACACCCAUCCACACCCAUCCACACCCAUCCACACCCAUCCACACCCACCCGUUUAGCACCACCCUUGACUGCCUGUUCUGACUUUUAUAAGAUGGAAUGUCGAGAAUGUGAGAGGAUAUGAGAAAGCAGGCAGAUGCAGCUUUUUCAACAAGGUUGACUUUUUACUUUUUACUGAGAAUCUUGUUUCACUACUGGGGCAAACAAAGGGCCUACUGGGGUAAAUGCCCCAGUAGUUAUAUAGUUAAAAAAUGCCCUGUCAUCAGGGAUGAUCUAAAGUUGCAGUGUGGCUUCUUAAAUGCAUGUAUUCCUCUGGCAAAUAGGCACCGUCAUCCUUAUUCAAAGCUAAAGCAUGAUUGCUCAUAUUUAUAUGCCACGCUUCUAGGCAAUUACUUUAGAAUUUUCCCACGCAAUCUUGUGUUUGGUGUCACACAUGUUCUGCUAAAGCUGAUUUCCCCUUGUUUAAAGUUGAAACAGCCUUUUGAUGUUCUUUUAGCCGUGUACCAAACUGGCGUUUAGACUGACCCAAAUACUUUUUAGAAUUUUCCCAGACAAGUUGCGUGGGAAAACACUAAAGUAAUUACCACAAACAAUCACUAUGGUCAAAGACGAUGCCUAGAAGCCUGGCAUAUAAAUAAUGAGUACUCGUGCUUUGAAUAGGGAUGACGGUGCCUAUUUGCCAGAGGAAUACGUGCAUCUCAGUAUUGGCAGAUGACCUUAUGAUCGCUUGGGUAUUUAAGAAGCCACAUUGCAACUUAUUUAGAUCACCCCCAGAUGAAGACACACGACUGUAGAGUGUAGUGCCGAAACGUUGGGUCUUGAUUACAAUUCGACCUGGCUUUGUAUUCAUUUUUAAAAAACUCAUUAAUAACUCAUGUCAUGAGGAAAAUACAAAAAAAAAUGAAUGUUUAUCAAUGUUUGUAAAUCGGAUAAAGAUUUGUCCUGAUUUACAUAAACUUCAGCUUUAAUUUUCUCGCCGGCUUAGACAAUGUUUAUUUUCAAAAUUACUUCGCCAAUGAACUCAUAAGAUGGGUCGUUUUUUAAGCACGUUAAAAUAUUCGCAUCCGAUCUUUAUCUGAGUCUGCAAUCACGGCUUCAAUUUUUGAAUUGCAGAAUAACUAGAUGCACUAUCUAGCGUAUAUAAGAAUCAAGGUAUAUCUAUAGAUAUCUAAGAUAUCUAUGGAUAUACCUUGUUGCAGCGAACAAACAAACUUUAAAUAGAUUAGCUAUUCAUUUCUUCUUGGAGCGACACAAAUUACAUAUAAUUAUAUAAAAAAUAAUUUUGGGUUAGUUGCAGGACGAAACGCCAAUGUGUUUUAAAUAUUUUUGAGGUUCUUCUAUAACAGAUUCCUGCAGGGAGAUGCACACAGUCGGCUGAAUAUAUGGCAUUUUAAAGUUCGUUUAUAGGACUGUGUUAACAUGUACAUGUGCGUACAUUCGUAAAUUUCAUACAAGGUCAUACAAGCUCUGCAUAUUAUUGCUUAUUUAAAUUACGCUUCAUGCAGAAAUCUUUGUUUCAUUUAACAAUGUAGAAAAAGGCGUUAAGAUGGAAACAUGGAACAAUAUUGCUGGAAACGAAAUAUGGAUGAUGACAUCCAAUAGCCGUUAUCCAAACAAACCUGACACCACAGUGAAGCUGGCCAGUCUCCAGUCUCCACGAAGUGGUAACAAUUUGCCUGAUAGUUAUGGACUUCGAAUGACCUCAUACUAUAAGGUAAGAAAAAAGUUAACUUAGAUAAUACUCUUAGUUUUAGUGAGCCAAAUAUUACAUAUUUUCUUCGCGUAUUCCGAUAUCUUCUUAUCGUUACACUGCAUGACCAAUAUUGUAUGUGACUUUCACUUCUGUAACCCAGUUUCGAUUCUGAUAACAUGCAGUUGCCUGAUUAUGAUUUGGCCUCAGUCGCACGUGAGAAUUAAGAGUAUUUUCCAGUUUGAAACUGCGGUUACUUUCUCUGGUAAUACUGGACCAAUACGUUAUGACUCUUACUGCUCGUGGAACAGUGGGCAGAGCAUAUGCCUGAUCAUGUCUGCGACUGAUCUCGAUUCUUAUAAUGUACGAUUUUCUCAGUUGCCUGCAUGCAUGUGAGAAGAAUGCUUCCAUUUGGAGUGGACUCUACCAAACACCAUGCAUUAUCUCCAGAUACACAGACUUUCUGUCUGUAGUAACACUGAAUCAGUAAAAAAUUAUCUUUACCGGACCCCUUGGAGGAACAGUUUAUAAGUGGUAGAGCUGUCCAGUACAAAUAAAAUUCAUUUAGUCUUUGCCAGCCCGACGAUUUAGUCCCGCUAUGCAAAUAUUUUCAUGUUCAUUGACUGUGAAAAAAAUCAAUUUCUAAAGAAAUGAAUAAUGAUAAUAAUUUUGAAUUUGCAUAGCGGAACUAAAUUGUCGGGCUGACUACGCCACUGGUAACACUGGAUCAUUGAGUGGUAGCACUUACUAGACCAAAAUGAAGAACAAUCUACAAGUGAUAGAACUAUAUCCAGGAUAAAUAAGAUAAAUAUAGUUAGAUAAGUUUAACAUGACAUUCUUGGUGAAAAAGUUUAAACUUUAUUUUUAGGCUCCCGAGACUGGAGCAUAUACAUUCUAUGUAUCUGGUGAUGAUCAGUGUCAGUUGUCUAUUG